Messenger RNA from Diachasma alloeum, 4914 nucleotides. It is a transcript of the gene rdx, whose product is annotated as speckle-type POZ protein. Gene Ontology annotation, molecular function: ubiquitin protein ligase binding. The transcript has 8 exons. The record is from RefSeq and is a predicted model, not a curated record. Bases 464 to 1768 code for a protein of 434 amino acids. NCBI's taxonomy places the organism in Eukaryota, Metazoa, Arthropoda, Insecta, Hymenoptera, Braconidae. Gene Ontology annotation, cellular component: cytoplasm; nucleus. Gene Ontology annotation, biological process: regulation of proteolysis; proteasome-mediated ubiquitin-dependent protein catabolic process.
UCGGCGUCGGAGUCGGAGUCGAGACUCGUGAUCCAUACAGUCGUCCGAGCCGCUUCGCCGCAAGCGCCAGAUCACGAAACCCUCUCCAUCUUUUCUGUUCUAUUCAGUUGAUUACAAUUCUCCUCUCCCCCAACUCCCUCAACGUACUUAACACCAACAAAAUCAAAGUUCAAUCACCACUGGAAGAUAAAUCGCUGGGAUCACCGUGUUCCUCCACCAAUUCCCAAAGGAUAAAAAAAGUUGUCUAGUUUUGUGAGUUUACACGGAAAACCACAAAAUACCAAGUGAGUGUGCCAGUGAUAAGUUAAUCAACAAUUGCCAAGAGAAAAGAAAAGUCUCGUUCAAUUGAUCAUCACGGAUUUGAGUGUAAAUGAUCAAAUUGUCAUUAGUGCUUAGAGAGAGUAGAGGGUGGAUAUGACAGGCUCGUUGACCACCCACAAAUUAACAUUAUCAAAUCGUGCGCAUGUGUCCAGUGGGAUUUAACAACAAAACUCUGGUCGCCUAUCUGGAUACCUUGACGACACCACCAGCUGGACUGUCUCAUGUCAGGAUGGCGCUGGCGCGACUUGCGGUGAGCGACUGUGCGCCUCAGACGUCGCGGGUCAGCUCAAACUUGCACAGCAGCAGUAGUAUGGCGGUGAGCCGGGUCCCGAGCCCUCCGCCGCCCGAAGUAAACACUCCAGUUGCCGAAAAUUGGUGUUACACACAGGUGAAGGUGGUUAAAUUCAGCUACAUGUGGACGAUAAAUAACUUCAGCUUCUGCCGGGAAGAAAUGGGAGAAGUACUCAAGUCGUCGACAUUCUCAGCGGGGGCCAACGAUAAACUCAAAUGGUGUUUGAGAGUGAAUCCAAAAGGCCUGGAUGAAGAGAGCAAGGACUAUUUAUCAUUAUAUCUGCUACUUGUGUCAUGCAAUAAAUCGGAAGUCAGAGCAAAGUUCAAAUUUUCAAUUCUUAAUGCCAAAAGAGAAGAAACCAAAGCUAUGGAGAGCCAACGGGCCUACAGGUUUGUCCAGGGUAAGGACUGGGGCUUCAAAAAAUUUAUAAGAAGAGACUUCCUGCUCGACGAGGCCAAUGGAUUACUCCCAGACGACAAACUCACGAUAUUCUGUGAGGUAUAUACCUUUGUCAGUGUUGUGGCGGAUAGUGUGAAUCUCUCUGGACAGAGUAAUACGAUACAGUUCAAAGUGCCUGAGUGUAGGCUACCUGAGGAUCUUGGUUCGCUAUUUGAGAGUCAAAAGUUCAGUGAUGUCACGCUGACUGUUUGUGGGAGGGAGUUCCAAGCGCACAAAUCGAUUCUUGCAGCGCGUAGUCCUGUAUUUUCUGCAAUGUUCGAGCAUGAAAUGGAGGAACGCAAGCAGAAUCGAGUGGACAUAACAGACGUGGAUCACGAGGUACUGCGGGAAAUGCUUCGAUUUAUCUACACGGGUAAAUCGGACAAUCUGGGGAAGAUGGCUGACGAUCUGUUGGCUGCUGCUGACAAAUACGCACUCGAGAGGCUCAAAGUUAUGUGCGAGGAGGCGUUAUGUACGAGUUUAGCCAUUGAGAAUGCAGCUGACAUUCUUAUACUUGCCGAUCUUCACAGUGCCGAUCAACUCAAGGCACAGGCCAUAGAUUUUAUCAAUACGCACGCAACGGACGUGAUGGACACGACUGGUUUCAAAUCAAUGGUGAACUCUCAUCCCCACCUAAUUGCGGAAGCAUUUCGUGCACUAGCGACACAACAAAUGCCACCAAUUGGACCACCGCGAAAGCGAGUUAAGCAGAGCUGAAAGCAGUCACCUCUAAUUCCGGGCACGACAACAGUGUCGUCACCGCCCCACCUACAUCCCUCAUGAACUCUCUUUUUUCUGUACAGUGACGAAUCCUGAGAGUAGUGUUAAAUCAAUGUUUCCUAGUGCGCCCUUUCGUUGUCCGAAAGUUUAACAAGCCCAACUAAAAACAAAAAAAAAAUCAUAAAAAAAUAAAUAAAUGAAGAAAUUAUAAAAACGAAAUAAAGUAACAAAAUGAUGGAGAUGCUGAGAUAGGCGCACCCACGCCAGCAGACUCUUGUGUUCAGUGAGUGUCGGUAGUGUGUCAAAAAAGUUGAAAAAAAUAAAUAAAAACAGAGUAAAUAACAAAGACUCCGUGCAACGAAAUGCCACGAGACAUAGAAGCCCCAGAUAUACAGCAGAAAGAAUGAACCCACCACAUUCGCCCACCUCUGAGAGAUACAACGCCCGUCCCUCCCAUUGAAGAAAAAUAAAAUGAUACAGAACAACUAUCGUCGUCUCCGCCUUUUGCUCCUAAUUCUUCGGAUGUGUUUCAUUCCACUUCAACAAACGUCACAGCAAAAAUAAGAAAAAAACAAAUAUAAACUGCGCCAAAAAAUAGACAAGAAAUUGCCAAGAUGGAAGAUAAAGGACAAGUUAAAACAUUGGAUAAGAAAAUAGUGGGGAGAAAAAACAGAAAAUGAAAUGGAAAAAAAAUCAUUUGGAUUAUGACGUGACUUGUGGACAAAUCGUAGCACAUCUGGGGGCUUUUUAAAGGCUUGAAGGCUGGACCAAGAUGAUAAACUGAACUUCGCCAUGUUGCCACGUACCGACACACAAGAAGUUGUGAUAAAGGCGUCGGGCCCUCGACGAUAUAACACUUUGGUUCCUCUGUCACGGAUCAAAUUGUUUCUGGCCCCCUCUGCCACACGUGAUGGAAGAAGAUUAAUUUUAGAAAUUAUUAAUGAAAAAAAAAGUCAUCAUGAUUGAUUGAUUGUUUGAUUUUUGGGUGGUUGUUUCGAGGGGGACACACUUUGUUUAUUAAUUAAUAGUGAUUUUUAAUUAUAAAAAUGAUGUAUGAGAACGUCAAAACUCUUCCAGAAAGAAAGGGGAAAUGAUUCUAGUUAGUGUUUUUUAUGAUCUCUUUCUCUUAAUACGAUAUGACUAUUACUAUGAUUAUUCUUAAAAUACUACGCAAUCUGUGCCCAUCCACCCCAGACCCACUUUGCCCUGCACUUUUGUCUAUUUCUUUUUGUCUACAGUCCCUUCAAAUCGUGUCAGGUUCAAUUUUUUUUUUUUUUUGUGGCACAGUUUGUCUUGUUUCCCCAUUAUAAUUUUUUCCUCUCUGUUCAUUUUUUUUUGCAACUAUUGCGUAGUCAAUUGAAGUGAUUGAUUUGAUUUAUUAUUCAUUGAUUUGAUUGGAUUUCAAAUCGAGAAAAUUUAUGGUUGUCCAUAAUGUGUGAAAAUAUUUUUCUCGUCAAUUAUAUUAUUUUUGAAGAGAACAGUCUUAUCGUAUUUGGCAAAACUGACGUUUCGAUUUUUUAACGGCUGAUGAAGAAUCUGAAAAAUGAUAAUUUAGUGACACAGUGAGGAGACUAAACUAAAACUAAAAUUGACAACAGAAUGGAGAAACAAAAAAAAACCAUUGAAAAUUUAAAUAAAUUGUAUAAAUAAACGUUAGUCAAUUAUAGUCCAAACUAUUAAUCGUUUUUGUGUAAUUAAAUCUCGAGUCACAGGAAACAAAACGAAAAAAGGGGAUAAACCAAAUCAGUCGUGUGUGGUGAAUGAACUGAAUUAUGGGCAACCAAGAGAGGCAAAAAAACCUUUGAAAAAAUCACAAAAAACAAUAAUUGUCGUUUUAGUACUAAUACUGGCUUCCCGAUCCUCCGAAACCUAGUUUUAUCAUCAAUUUAAUUAAACGGAAAAAAAAAGAAAAAACACCCCUAUACCAUAACAUUAAUGAAUGACGAAGAUUAAUGCCAUACAUGUUCUGUGAUAAGUCCGAUUGUAAUUAUUGCAACUGUAAUUCCCACUUUCCUACCCAGACAAAAAGUUAUAAUGCAAUUCAACUCCCCAAAUGUGUCGAUCCUGCAGCCAGUGACGUUUAAUUGAUGACAUUAAAUCUUGUUCGGCCGGUCCCAAAGCCCCCGUCCCCCCAAUCCCUCCUGUCUUCGGGAAGAAUGAAGCAAAUACACGUUUUAAGCACACUUGAAGUUAAGCUUAUUGUACAUAUCUACUAUCUAUUUUAUAAUGGACAAGACAGUACUACUAUUAUGAGCUGUAGAAUAGGAAUUAUUGACACUGAUUUUUUUUCUUUCGUUUAUGUUAUUUGCGUUUUUCUCUUUUUCUCAUUUUGUUUUUGUAGACUGCGAUAAUGUCCCAAAUUAUUCGGAGACAUUCUCUGGGGAAAUUCAGUAGUGGAGGGGUGAAACGUAACUGAAUAGAACAGACAAGAUGUAGUGAAAAUGGAAAUAUCGAGGAGGAAAUUUUCUCUGACAUUUUCCUCAAAAUACCUAAACACUGAGUAAAAAUGUUAAAUUGAAGUUUCACCAUUUCACAACAGAAUUCCCCAUUCUUUUCGUUAAUUCUCGCACUGUAUGUAAAAUUGUCACUUUGGGACUGACGGACAAUGGUCAAAAAGUUGAAGAAAAAAAAUUAUUGUAAACAAAAAAAUUUGUAAUAAUCCAAUAUUGUUUAUCUCUUUCGUUUUCCUGAGAAAAAUGGGCUAAUUAAUAGAAUGAACAGAAUUGUGUGAAAUUAUAAUUCAAGAUGAAAAAAAAAAAAACAAUGGAGAAUUGAAAACUGCAGCAAGAAUAUAUGAGCGUAUGACUGGAUAAUUUGAUAAAAUAUAAGUACAAGUAAGACAAGUGUUACCUCAUCAUAAAAAUCAGCGUUUUAGCAAGAGAGUCGUUGCCACUGGUUAUCAUAUUUUAUUUCGUUACACCUUCCAGUUUAUGCAUUUAUGUGGAUAUGAAAAUUGUUCAAUUUUUUUUAUCGGGUAUUUGUUCAUUAUUUUUUUGUAACGUGAGAAUUAUUAUCAGUGGCAAUUGCUAAUGAUUUUGCAUCUCAGCUGUUCAUUGAAUCCCAGCUCAUACAAACGUUCAUUUUUUCCAUUUAUUUUAAGUCAUUGCACCACAUCAAAUAAAAUUACAUUUUCAUUAUAUAAA